CAUGGAGCCCGUCCCUCCAGUCAGAUCCAACCUCUUGGGGAUUCUGCUGCUGGUGGUGAAGCUCUCAGUGCUGCUGGUCCAGAACCGGGUCCACCUCUACAAUCUCUUCCUCCUCAAGAUUCUCCUCUUCAAUCGCUGGCUGUCGGGGCUGGCCCAGGAGGCUUGGGGGUGCCGCGGCCGCCAGGCCCCUCCAGCCGCCAGCCCCCUGGGCUGGGCGCUGUGGGCGGGGCUGGGACUGCUCAGAGUCCCCGUUUGGUUGGGGCUGCAGGCGCCCCAGCUGGCCUGGGCAGGCAUGCGGCACUGUGCCCGGGCCUUGGGCCUGGCCCCCAAGUGGCUAGGCCUGUCUGUGGCCACCUGCACGGACCUGCUUCUGUCCGGCCUGCACGGUCUGAUGCUGGCAGGCUUGCUGCUGUCACUGCUGACCUGGAGGCUGUGCCGGAGGGCCCAUCGUCUCUGCAGCCUUGGCGGGCUGCUCAGCAAGGCGCUACUGGACAGCCGCGUGGUGCCGGAGCUCUGGGCGCUGCAGAGGCGUCUGUACUGGUGGGUGGAGACCACGACAGCGCUCACCUGGCACCUGGCCUAUCUCAUCACCUGGACCACUUGCCUCGCCUCCCACCUGCUGCAAGCCGCCUUUGAGCACACGGCCCAGCUGGCCCAGUCCCAGGACGCUGAGCCCCCGCGGGGCUCAGGAACCUUGUCUGCGUCCCCACUCCCCGAGCCCCUGGGCCCCGAGGCCGGGCCAGCCCUGCCAGAGCAUGGGACCCCUGCAGAAUAA
Molecule: messenger RNA, 775 nt
Organism: Ailuropoda melanoleuca (giant panda)
Lineage: Eukaryota; Metazoa; Chordata; Mammalia; Carnivora; Ursidae
Gene: TMEM270
Product: transmembrane protein 270
Exons: 3
Coding region: 2-775 (257 amino acids)
Source: RefSeq, a predicted model, not a curated record